AAAGGUAUGCAGUUAAGACUGGGAUAGUUUGAUUUAUGAGGCUGUCCAUAUUUAUGUGUGAACAUUGACACGGGAGAAUGGCCAAAGACAUUUCCCUGAGGCUGAUCUCCAUAGGCAGCGGACACGGAGAUGAUCCCAUUAGCGCUGGCUGCAGCGGCACAUGCUCAGUUAUGCUUGUUGUAGGGGAUCUCAGUAGACUGCGCGUGAACACUGAGGUCAUCGCCUGCACUAAGGGAAAAAUACUCAACGCAGCCUCCAUUUUGGGUAGUAUGAAAUAGACGAAAGCAUAGUUUUGAGCCGCCGCAGCAAACAAACUGUAAACACUAGCGAAACGGUCUCUCCCAUGGACGACUUGUUCAGUCCGCGAAGCAAAGAAAUGAUUUAUGUAUAUAUACAUAAACUGGAAGAGCAAGCCUCCGUUUAUAUAACCUCUGGAGGGAAUGGAGCAGUCGGACGUUGAUUGGCUUGUUCCGCUAUGUGGGCGGGAUUUGGAUCGAUCAUCGCGACUGCUGAUAGGCAAAUCACCUUUGAUGAUGAACACUGAAAGGAGGCGAUUUAAAUGGGUGGAAAACAGUGACAUGAAACUGUUCGGAUGACAGGGCGUGAAGUUUUCCAACUAAGCAGCUGAACAGCACACAAGGAGAGAUUCGGGUGGGACCAAGUCACCAGGUGAAGCUACCUGAAUUAAAUCCCCCAACAGCCCUGAUAACAGAGUCUGUAACAGAAAAUGAGGAGCUGGUGUGGGCACCUGGGGUCAAUGACUGUGACCUUCUCAUGUACUUGCGUGCUGCCAGGAGCAUGGCAGCUUUUGCAGGGAUGUGUGAUGGAGGUUCAACAGAGGAUGGUUGCCUUGCAGCUUCACGGGAUGAUACCACCUUGAAUGCUUUAAAUACGCUUCAUGAAAGUCAGUAUGAUGCAGCGAAAGCCCUGCAGUGUCUGGUGAAGAAACCAGUUCCAAAACUCAUCGAGAAAUGCUGGUCAGAAGAUGAAGUGAAACGGUUUAUCAAAGGCCUCCGACAGUACGGCAAAAACUUCUUUAAGAUCCGCAAGGAGCUUCUACCUAGUAAGAAGACGGGUGAGCUGAUCACAUUCUACUAUUACUGGAAGAAAACUCCUGAGGCUGUGGGGUCACGACCUCAUCGGCAGCAGCGAAGGCAGCCAGUGGCUCGCAAAGUCAAAACUCACAACACAACAGCUGCAGCCAAUGCAACAUCACGCACUUCCUCAGUGGAGCUCAGUUCAGCCAGUGAAGAUGAUCUGGACAGUGAAGAUAGUGAGCUGGGGGGCAAAGGUCAAGCCUGCAGUCACUGUCUAACCAUUAACUCCAAGGACUGGCAUCUUGGAGGGCGAGACAAUGUCUUGCUCUGCUCUAGUUGCCAUUCUCACUUUAACAAGCACAGACGCUUGCCGCCUGUUUCCAAACCAACUGAUCCGCCCUACCUCUUCAAACCUGUCAAAGAUGAGGAAGAGGGGCUUGGAGUCAGACAUGGGAUGAAGACUCGUCGAAGCCAUGUGCCGCCACAUAUGUCAUCUCUUCGAAGUGGGCGCAAUAGGCCAACUGGAAGCCCUGACACGGGCAUGUCUCCCACCCCUGAAGAUGUGCGAUCUAAUGGACAGUCCCCCAGAGCCAGUUCUACUGCUAUGGCAACCAGGGCUUCCAGCUCUGAUAACAAGAAUGGAGUGGCUGGGAAGACCAACAAGAAGAUGAAAGUCGAGGUAUCUGUUGUAAAGGGUGUGAAGAGACAGAGAGAGGCUACUGCUCCAGAUGCCGAUGAGCCAGAAAGAAAAAAUAUUAAACGAACCAAGAAUCAGGAGGGUCCGGACUCCCCAUCAGAAGGUGAGGGUGAAGGUGAGAGCUCAGAUAGCCGCAGUGCCAAUGACGAUGGCAGCAGUGACACUAAAGACAUCGAUCAGGACAACCGCAGCUCUUCCCCAAGCCUGGCCAGUCCCCUGCAGGCCAACGAGAGUGAUUCAGACUCCCCUGCACUACCCCCUCCGCCUGGUCCAGCCUCCCAAACCCAGCCCCAGCAGCCUAUUCCUACCCCAACAACGGAUGCCCCCGCUCAAACACAACCACCACCGCCACCACCACCUCAGCCCUCUGUGCCUGCAUCCUUUUCUGCACCUUCUCCUGGAGCUUCUACCACUCCCUCAAAGGCAGCAUCUUCUGUGGAUCUUUCUCAGGAGGUUCCAUCUCCAAGCACUUUCAGAAGUGGUCCCAGAGGCCCUGAAGCUCCUGCCUCUUAUUCAAGCUCUUCGUCUCAGCAGGUGCAGGGUCCAGGUCAGGGGCAGUUUUUCCCUGCGCCAUCUCAUCAUCAGCACCAUCCAGGCCAAAUGCAGAAUCCUUCAACUGGGGCUAGUCAGCCACCAGUGUUUGCUUCCAGGCCGCUACACAUUCAGAGAGAGAAUCCACUCCCUCCUGUUCCCCCUACAGCAGCAUCCCAAAUCAAGCCACCUCCAACCACACCAAUUCCACCUUCACACAAGCAGCCCCAUCACUUUCCUGCUCCACCACCCCAUUUUCUCCAGAUCCACCCCAAUCUGCCUCCACCUCCUGCUCUGAAACCUCUCACCUCUUUGCCCUCACAGCACUUGCCUUGUUCCCAGCCUCCUCCACUGCACAUGAUUCCACAAAAUCACUCCUCUCAGCCAUCCCCUCUGACUCAGCCUCAGAGCCAGCAGGUUAAAGGUCACCCAAAUGGUGCCCCUCCUGCUGCAGCUAGUUCUCACCCACCUCUGCCCCAAAAUCGGCCCACCCCUGAGUCCACUGCUCCAUUCUCUCUUUACUCCUCUCCAGUUCUUGUCCCUACUCAUCAGCCCUCCACGUCCUCCUCAGCAAGCACUCCUGUUGGACAGGCUCAAAUCAAAGAAGAGCCGAUUGACGAAGAGGAGGAGUGUGAAAGCCCGCCUCCUCCUCGCAGAAGUCCCUCUCCAGAAUCAACAGUUGUUGACAUACCCAGCCAUGCAAGCCAGUCAGCAAGAUUCAUUAAACACCUCAACCGAGGCUACAACUCCUGCUCUCGCACAGAUCUGUACUUCACUCCUUUGGCCUCCUCGAAACUGGCCAAAAAACGUGAGGAAACUGCCGAAAGAUCCAGGAGAGAGGCAGAACUGAGCGCUCGACAGGGACGGGAAAGAGAAAGAGAGUGUGAAAGGGAGAGAGAAAGGGAACGAGAGAGGGAGAAGGACUCUGAUAAAGUUUCACGUGCUUCAAGCUUAUCCCAUGAUGGUCGCAUGAGCAAUCACCUGCUUGCUGCUCAUGUGCAAUCAGGUCGCCCUUCAUUUGAAGCCCCUCCCCCCACAACCGUGGCCGCUGUUCCACCAUAUCUUGGACCUGACACCCCAGCCCUCCGCACACUCAGCGAGUAUGCCCGCCCCCAUGUCAUGUCACCCUCCAAUCGCAACCAUCCUUUCUUCAUGCCUUUUGGGCCAGGUGAGCACCUGCUAGCCUAUCACAUGCCGGGUCUCUACGCAGCAGACCCUGCCCUCCGGGAGCGAGAGCUUCGUGAGUUGAGAGAGAGAGAGAUCCGAGAAAGAAUGAAGCCAGGAUUUGAGGUCAAGCCACCAGAGCUGGAGAACCCUCUCCAUCCAUCAGCUAAUCCUAUGGAGCAUUUUGCCCGCCAUGGUGCACUGCCUUUGCCUCAUGUGGCUGGACCACACCCCUUCGCCCAGUUCCACCCAGCUAUGGAGCGCAGUGUGGCAGCACCUCCCCGGCCGGAGAUAACCUAUGCUGAGCGACUGACGGCUGAGCGACUCCAUGCUGAAAGAAUGGCAUCUGUUGCCACCGGUGACCCUGUUGCACGUCUACAGAUGCUCAAUGUUACGCCACACCACCACCAGCACUCACACAUACACUCCCACCUUCAUCUGCACCAACAGGAUCCACUCAACCAAGGCUCAGGGCCUCAUCCUCUGGACCCACUGGCUGCUGGCCCCCCUCUGGCUCGAUUCCCUUACCCUCCUGGUGCCAUUCCCAACCCCCUACUGAGUGAGUUACCCCAUGAGCAUGAUAUGCUGCGCCACCCUCUGUUUGGUGUACCAUUCCCCAGGGACAUACCAGGGCCUCUGGCUCCCAUGUCAGCUGCACAUCAGUUGCAGGCGAUGCAGGCGCAGUCAGUAGAGUUGCAGAGGCUUGCACUGGAACAGCAGUGGCUACAUGGACAUGCACACUUGCAUAGUGCUCCUCUUCCAAGCCAAGAAGACUACUACAGCCGUCUGAAGAAAGAGGGAGACAAGCAGUCCUGAAAUGAAUGACACCUACACUGUGGACUACAGAGUAAAUUCUGUUUUCAAAUUUUCUGCACUUACUGACUCCUUUGUGCUAAGUAAAAUAACUAGUCUUUUUGAGCACAUUGAAUUUGCUUUCCUUGCAUGAACACUACUUAGAUAUGGUUUCUGUCAGAAAUGAAAAUCCCAUGUAAUGUUGUUACUGCGUGAAAAGCACAGUACUGUAGAUUUUUAGUAUUUGAUAAGUGUUGUCCAAUAUCCAGAGUUUAUCACAAUUUAGUUUCAAAGUUUUUUGAAAUAUUCAUUUAAAGAUUGUAAAUAUUAUGUUUAAAAUAAUAUAUUAGCUGUUAACAUUUAAAAGUUGAUAUGAUAGAUUUGGAUACAAAAACUUCAAAUGACCUGUGUGCAAAAAGUGCAUGCUUUACAUGCUGUAUCCUGCUUUUUUUUUUUUUUUUUUUUUUUUUCUUCGACAGCCUCUUUUCAUAUAUACCUCGGAGCACUUAUCAAUAUAUAACCCAACAGCAGUAAACUCCACCAUACCUUAUCACCUACCUAAUAGUGUUGAUCUUGCUUGUCCAGAUCUGCACAAAAAGUUGCUUCAUGUUCAUGAGGGAGUUCAUAUAUUAAAAGGUAUUUUCUCUACAACACCUGUAGACUUCCAAGGGUAUCAUUUCAGAUAAAAUUAGCAAUAAAACACCUAAUGGCAUAUAUAAUGAUAUCCUCACUUCCAGCUAAAUUUGAAAUGUUAACUCCCCUCCAAGCAUGUGCACAUGGUAGCCAAUUUAACAACCUGGCUACUGUAUAGGUAAGUGGUGACGAGGUAACAUUUUCAGAAUCAGGCUGGUUAGGAAAGAGCACAGCAUAAUUACAAUAAACUGAAAUGAACUUAAAACACAGAGAAAGUGUAAUUUUGUGACAGUUUAAUGAUUUACAAGUGGUAUUGUUGGGCACUACUAUUAAUUGUUAAAAUAUCAAUAUUAAACAUGAAAUUGUGUGUCAUUGUUUUGUAUAUGGGACAUGAGUGUUCAACACUUUUUCUGGGACUGCAUAUGUUAAACUUUGAUGGGUUCUUUUUUCAAAACUGCUAAAAAGUCAUUAUUUUCUUCAAAUAAACAACAUUUAUACUUGCAUUUUAUGAACUAUAUGGAUAUUUUAAUGUGAAAUGUAUUCUCAUUUUUAGUAUCCAUGUUUGUAUGUAUACAUGUCUUUACAUGCAUAGUGUUAUUUUGUUGCAAGUAGGUGAAAUUUUUCAGAACUAAAUUGUCAUUUUGAUAGAUGAUUAUGAUGAUUAUAAAUGGCUUGCACCAUAAUUACUUUUCAUACACCUCAGUACAUUAAUUAACUUGUCUUACCAAUGGCAACAGUCAUUAAGUGUGAGAUCUUUUCAUUUUCUCGUUUUCUUAGGCUGUUUCAUAAAUACUCUUAUUACAUUGACAUCAGUCUCUCCUUUACAGCCAGCGCGUAAUAUAAAUAUUUUACAUUCAGUAGUCAUACUUCUUAUGGCACUUUCUGAUACCUCCUUAACUUCCAAGUAUAUUUUAUGUGCAAACUAUAUUCUUUAUGAAAUGUGCUAAAAUCUGUUCCUUCUCUGAACUUUUUUUUUAAGCUUUGGUAGCAAGAUGUUUUAUUUUUUAUUUUUAUUUAAUAGGUAUAUCUAGAGUGAUUUUCACUGAAAAAGUUAUUUUAUAUGUACACCAAAAAACAAUUUCUGUGUGAAUUACAUAAAUAUGUAUAGCACAGCUUGGGUCCUGAAAAAAAACCCCCGCAUAACCUACCAGCUGUCUUUUCUGGUCCAUAUCAACCUAAUAUCUAAAGCAAUACAUGUCUUCUAACUAAACAAUUUUUGUACGGAAAAAAAUUGUAUUGUUACAUUGUAUGCUUUUCUUUAACAAAAUUGUCCUUUGAUAAGUUAUUUAUUGAUUGAACACCUAUUUUGUAACAUGAAUAUGUUAAACAUGAAAAUAUUAGACUGUUAGGAAAUAUGAAAUACGACCUAAUGUGUAUUUACAAAAGAGUGGUGUGAAUUUGUGCAAAAUUGACCCUUUUCUGUACACUGGCCCCUUUGUGAGAAAUCCUCCGAAAUAAUACUAGAUUUUUAUGGUUCAUCCUUAGUUACUCCUUUUAUGUAUCGCUGCAAGUACUGGAUAGCUGAUAUUGUGCUCACAUUUGCCAGAAGAGCUGAGAAUUAAUCGAGGAAAAAAGGAUGUUAUUUCUGUGUGCUUAUAUUAUCUGAAUAAAUUGCCUAAUUUAA
Messenger RNA from Myxocyprinus asiaticus (Chinese sucker), 6478 nucleotides. Its product is annotated as arginine-glutamic acid dipeptide repeats protein-like. The record is from RefSeq and is a predicted model, not a curated record. The coding region runs from base 775 to 4245 and encodes 1156 amino acids. Gene Ontology annotation, biological process: regulation of DNA-templated transcription. The transcript is spliced from 18 exons. Gene Ontology annotation, molecular function: transcription corepressor activity; sequence-specific DNA binding. Gene Ontology annotation, cellular component: nucleus. NCBI's taxonomy places the organism in Eukaryota, Metazoa, Chordata, Actinopteri, Cypriniformes, Catostomidae.